CAUACUAUCGAAAGACGAGAGAAUCUUCUACCCGAUUCAAAUACCAUGACGAUACUCCGGUAAAUGCCCCAUCCUCUCUCGACCGGGGAUGUCGACACCAUCAUCGGGCACCCUCCCGCCCAAAGGUAGCCCGGUUCCGACCAGUUUAAAGGCGCCAGCAACAUCAAGCACCAAUCCCGAAUCAGUCACAUCAUCCACUGUAAAUAAGGCUUCUAGUUCACCUGCCGUGACUCCACCGCCCUCGGCUCCUCGUCGAUCCACUCGUCCCAUAUCGUCCGACUUUCUCUCCGACAAGGCCACCGCUGCCUUUAUACGCCGAGUAUUGUGCGCCCAACAUUUGGCUGAUAGGGGAAGGAGCACGCCUGCUCCGAUUCAGGAUCUGUUGCCGCCUCUGACUAGUCGCAACGAUGUGGAUCUCCAGCUAUAUGCUCUCAUAGCGAUCAUCAUCAAGGAAUUUGUCCAGAAUUGGUAUGCUAGGAUUACGCCAGAUGAGACCUUCGUCUCCGAGAUUGUACACAUCAUUGCACAUUGCACUCGGGCGUUAGAGGAAAGGUUGCGGAAUGUAGACCUUGAGAGUUUAUUGUUUGAUGAACUCCCAGAGUUGCUAGAUGCGCAUAUCCGAGCGUACCGAGUUGCGAAGAGCUCCGUGGCCCGUCCACCGGUUGAAGCCAAUCCGCGCGAGAUCUAUCACUCGCUUUGGCCUCUGCCUGCUCUGUCCCCUGUUCCUAAAUCAGAAUCUGGCAGUGCCCAGGUCCAGGCAAGCAACGAAAGCGAAUACCGGCAGCUUUUAGUUCGGGGUGUUCUCGCACUUCUACUUCCGACUGAGGAUCUCGAGAAUGAGUGCUUAACAGCUUUGGUUGGGCAGAUAUUCUCGGAACUCGUUAUUGGCAAUCUAAUUGUCAAUAAACUCUCGGAGCCAUGGCUCAUAUUGGAAAGUCUGAUUAUGCUAACGAGAUUAGUACGCGCAAAAGGCGCCAUGAAGGCUUCUGAAACUAGAGACAUCACGCCGAGCAUCAAUCUAAAAGCGGGCUCCGGCAUAGUUCCGCCAACUACGAACAAGACUAGCUUGCAUAUUCAGGAAGCAUUCUGGUCCGUAAUCCAAUGGGGUUUCGUUAUAGUAAACUCGAUACGAUUAAUGAUCAACACGUUAAUGCUUUCCCGAGCACUCCCUCCAAGAUCCACUCCUAGUUUCGCCCGCCUCGCAAAGCCAACUUUUGACGAGGACGAAGCAGAAUCAUACCACCCUCCGGCGGUCUCGGAGACCCAUUCGCAGCCAGUCAAGAUCCCCAUUGCGGACUUCAAAAUAUGGUCUUGCGCCGGCAACCUUCUCGAAAUAGACGCUCGCAUGCCCUGGAUGAGCGGAGCCUUCUCCAUGAUACAAUGGGGAGCUCUUAGAGGCCCUGGAAAUUUGGCAGGGUUUGACGGGAUGAUCGAUAGACUUUUUUCACAUCAUAUCCACGCCUAUAUUCUCGAUCCUGCCCGUCUUCCCCCGCUCCUUCGAGCCGUGCGCGGCGCCAUAUUCCCCAAUAACGCCCCAGGAGUAUCUAGCUUGAUCCCUCCCUCAUCUGACGAACAGCUGGCCGCCCUGCGUCGCAGAUGCGCUAGCGCGCUUUUGGCGCUUGUUCCGAAGGGGGUGGGCAGGCUUUAUUACGGUAGCAGUACCUGGCUAUUUUCUACUAGAUCGACUAACACUCAGAAGAGUCCGAGCUCGCGGUCCGGACCGUUUAAAGUCAAAGGUAAUAACACAGCACAUAAUACCAAUAACACUGGAGAGGAAGUUGCACGCGUGCGGCUUACCGAUGAGGGCAAAUCUGUUAGAGACAACCAUGCAACGUUGACCCCAGAAGGUUCAAAGCGGGAAUUUGGAGACACCGGUGUGCGGCCGACCGAGGCUGGUGGCGACAAUCGGGCUGACAUGUGUGACAAGGGCGAUGACGAGGAGGAGAGCAGAAUCUUAUCGGAGAUCGAGACCGGCAUCCUCGAUGUCUUCUCGGAUGCCUAUUGUAACAAGCAUCUAGUGUACGGCAUUCUAGAGCUCGUCCUUGUGCGCCUUAUGCCCGAACUAGCCGAGAAGGGGGUGAUCGAAUUAUGGGAAGAGCGUUUAAGUUAAGGGAGGGGGGCCGGACAGUCGGUUUGUCUCGUAAACGAAAUAAGUAAUGUAAUAAUGAUUGAUACCCAACCAACCAACCGGCCUACCGUUAGAACGGACAACACGACACGACACGACAUUAAGAGAAACAAGUAAAAAGGAAAUUCU
This is a messenger RNA of Annulohypoxylon maeteangense, 2257 nucleotides long. RefSeq names its product PXA domain-containing protein. Gene Ontology annotation, biological process: endosome to lysosome transport; protein targeting to lysosome; early endosome to late endosome transport. The record is from RefSeq and is a predicted model, not a curated record. The transcript has 3 exons. Gene Ontology annotation, molecular function: phosphatidylinositol binding. NCBI's taxonomy places the organism in Eukaryota, Fungi, Ascomycota, Sordariomycetes, Xylariales, Hypoxylaceae. Bases 89 to 2110 code for a protein of 673 amino acids. Gene Ontology annotation, cellular component: extrinsic component of endosome membrane; early endosome; late endosome.